Messenger RNA from Nasonia vitripennis (jewel wasp), 1654 nucleotides. RefSeq lists its product as uncharacterized. NCBI's taxonomy places the organism in Eukaryota, Metazoa, Arthropoda, Insecta, Hymenoptera, Pteromalidae. Gene Ontology annotation, molecular function: sequence-specific DNA binding. Bases 836 to 1420 code for a protein of 194 amino acids. The transcript is spliced from 3 exons. The record is from RefSeq and is a predicted model, not a curated record.
UACAACGUUGUCUUCGCAGUGUCGCCUUAACCUAGGUUAUCUCUCUACUACUAUUGACGAGAGCUGCGAAUGAAGUGUCCGUCCGUUAGAAUUUUCCGCCGAGCUGGGCCCUGCUCUUCUCCCUCUACAGGGUCGUUUCUCCCUCCUUGUCCUGCUUGGAGGACUGCGCGGGGGUGGUCGUAGCUUCGUGCUAAGAAUCUCGUUGCUUGCUCCCCCCCUCUCGCUCCCUAGUCAACGCCGCCCUCCCUACGACCUCCGGACACCACCGGAGCAACGGCACGCCAUCUUCGAACUCGCGGCCUAUCGCGACGCCAUCAGGUGACCUACAUUUGGCACCGGGAGCCUUUGCUCCCUCAUGAGGUCUAAAGCCUCGUCGGACUCCCGAGCAUUAGGCGGACCUGCAUUGGGCACCGGGAGCUUAGCUCCCUCGUGAGGUCAACAAGCCUCGUGGAGUUGCCGACGAGCUAUUCGGCGCCGCGUCCGCGAGUCAAUCGGCUUGCGUCCGUGCUAUGUGAUAGGGCGCGCUCCGGGGAGAACAGGCUUCUACCUCAGCAUUCAAUUCUGCAGGCCGACUUAUUCAUGCGUACAUCCAUACACGCACGCAUAGCCCACACAUCCUACGCUUACAAAAUUUCCGUAGGUCCUAUUCGCUGGCGCGCUACACGUAACAUACCUCGUGUAGCACGCAAAUCUAAGGCUCUGUCUUCAUUGGGAUCUCAUACACGCGCCCUGACCCCUCGUGGCAAGCCGUUGAAGUACUGUAUCCCACAGCUUUGCAUUAGCAGCAUAGCGAUUUGCAAGUUAUUUGCAUGUUUUUAUUAAAAAACUAAUUACAAUGGAAGUCGGAGAGUUCGCACCACGUCCAAAAAGUUGUAACCGGGAUUAUUGUGCAGUGAAAGGUUGUGAGAGUAAUGCAGCAAAAAAUUCAAGUCUUAGUUUUCAUCGCUUCCCGAGGCCAAACGGACGCUUCGUAAGCAGCCAGAAUAUUUUCAACAACUCCGAAAAAAUUGAUUUGUUCCAAGCCUGGAAAAUCAUUUUGAAAAUUACAAACAUAACUGAGAGGAAAACAGUAUGUUCAAGGCAUUUUCUAAAAAGUGAUUACUUUUUCCCAGAUGCUCACUCAUGCAGAAGACGCUUGAAAAAGGACGCAGUCCCUUCUUGUUAUUUACCUGGUGAUAACAGAAAGAAAGUGAAUGAAAUAAGAAAUAAAGCUAGAUGGCAAAGACGAAUGCAACGGAGCAAUAUGAAUAAAAAUGUAACUACUUCAAUCAAGAAAUCAGCAAAAGCAAGUGCCUCCAUAGCAGCAGUUUUGAAAUUCUUGGGUGCAAACGUACUCUGGAAUUUUUUCUUCCAUUCAACUUCACUUCUCCUUGACUUUGUAUAUGUAAACAAUAUUGUUUGCAGAUUGUGUGAAAGAUGAUCAAUGGUAUUCAGGCAACAGUCUUGUAGAACUGGCACUUCAAAUUUCUGUAUAUAUUUGCAUAGUGUCACUGUCUUGAGCUUCCAAAAUUAUCUUGAUGACUUCUUUUUCAGCUUGGCUGACUUUGCUUUUUUCUUUCAAAACAAUUGGAUCGUGUCUUACUAAUCUACAAUUUCAAAUAAUAUUAAAAUAUGUAUGCAUCAAUAAAGCAAUAUAAUAGAGAAAUUACAGUAA